CAAAACCCUCAUCAGAGAUAAAAGGAACGCCAAAAACCCAGAGGGAAUAAAAAGCAAAGCAAAGAAGAGAGAAAUAGAAAGCGGGAGAGAGAGAAAGAGAAGAAGAGUCAAAAGAGAAAAAAAAAAAAAAACCGAGAAAUUUCAAAAUAUCUAUGGCAAAUCUGUUGAAACCCCAUGCUCGAAAUACCUUCCAAUACCUCAAGCAGCACCAUUCCGCCAUUGCUACCAGCAUCACCACAACCAACACCAGAGCUCUUUCCACUCGUCCUCUGUACUCCGCCAAAGUUGGAUCGCUUGCUCCGGCCCCUCACUUCCUCACCGUCCGCAAUCUUCGCACCGGUCGCGACUCUAGAAACUAUGAAAUUGCGCCUCCUUUGAAUUGGGGUAUUCGUAUUGUGCCCGAAAAGACUGCUUAUGUGGUAGAGCGCUUUGGCAAGUACGUCAAGACCCUUCCAUCUGGAAUCCACUUUUUGAUUCCAUUUGUCGAUCGGAUUGCCUACGUGCAUUCGUUGAAAGAGGAGGCCAUACCAAUUCCUGACCAGUCUGCUAUCACUAAGGACAACGUUAGCAUUGUGAUUGAUGGGGUGCUUUAUGUCAAGAUUGUGGAUCCUAAGUUGGCUUCAUAUGGGGUUAAUAAUCCAAUUUAUGCGGUUAUUCAGCUUGCCCAGACUACCAUGCGUAGUGAGCUUGGGAAAAUCACUCUCGACAAAACAUUUGAGGAGAGAGAUACCCUCAAUGAAAAGAUUGUUGAGUCCAUCAACAAGGCUGCAAAAGAGUGGGGUCUAGAAUGCCUUCGUUAUGAAAUAAGGGAUAUAUCUCCUCCUCGUGGAGUGAGGGCAGCUAUGGAGUUGCAAGCAGAAGCAGAACGUAAAAGGAGAGCACAAGUUCUUGAGUCGGAAGGAGAAAGACAAGCCAAUAUCAAUAUUGCUGAUGGAAAAAAGAGUUCUGUGAUCUUAGCAUCAGAAGCUGCAAGGAUGGAUCAGAUUAACAGAGCUAACGGAGAAGCACAAGCUAUUCUUGCCAAAGCAAAAGCAACUGCUGAAGGACUCGCUGUUGUGUCACAGGCUCUCAAGGAUACUGGGGGAGUUGAGGCAGCAAGUUUGAGAAUCGCUGAACAAUAUAUGCAAGCCUUCAGUAAAAUUGCCAAGGAGGGGACUACAAUUUUGCUUCCAAGCUCUGUUUCCAAUCCCUCCAGCUUAAUGGCCGAAGCUCUCGUCAUGUACAAAAGCUUGGUUGGCAAUGCUUCUGGUAAUGUACUUCAAGAAACACCUCUUGGCAUAACAGGGGCUGGAAAGGGUGCACACUCUGGAGAAACUGAAGUUAAGAGCACCAAGACAAAUAAAGAAGCAAAAGACAGUCAUUUUGAAGCAAAAAAGGGUCACUCUGAAGAACCAGAGUUCUCACUGCAGAGUCACAAAAAAUUAGAAUAGAGUAGGUUUAUGCAACCGGAUCUCUCACCGAUUACCCACAAACAUGUUAUUGGGUUUUGAUAUAUCUUUUUGUCAUCUGAGUCUAUUCCUUUGUUAGUUUCCGUAGAGAAUGAUGAAGAUUUAUUAAACUUUUUAGACUCUUCUUAUUUUGUUAUAUUCACGGCAGAAGGAUAGUAUAAUCAUAUGAGUUAUAUGAUUUUUCAGUAACUGAACAAAAUCAUAAUUGAAAAUAUCUCAGUAUAAUGACAUUUUAUUGUGUGUUUUUGCUUGGUUU
Ziziphus jujuba (common jujube) is the source of this 1704-nucleotide messenger RNA. RefSeq lists its product as uncharacterized. Gene Ontology annotation, cellular component: membrane. The record is from RefSeq and is a predicted model, not a curated record. The coding region runs from base 153 to 1430 and encodes 425 amino acids. Lineage: Eukaryota; Viridiplantae; Streptophyta; Magnoliopsida; Rosales; Rhamnaceae. The transcript is spliced from 9 exons.